GGGGAGGGAGGGGAGGGAUGGGGGGAAAGCAAGCUGGAGGACAGGACCGCAGCAGGGCCCCAAGCCCCCGGGCCUGGUGGGGGACGCGCUUCUUCCCACACCCUGAGCCUCAGCAGCUCCAGCCAGCGGACCCGACGGCUGAGAGGAGCCCCAGAACCAGGACUGGGGGAUUUGGAGCUGGGCAGAGACUUAACCCCCACAGCACCGGGAAGCAGCCAACUCCCCUCGCCUCCUUCCCCCUUCGUGGCUUGCGGUCUCUCUUCCCCGCCUCGGCCCCCAGGAAGUGAAGAUGUUACAGCCUGGUCCUCAUCCUCCCUCACCCCAAGCUGCUGCUCCUGGAGAAGCCUGGCCAGGCCCCUCUCAGGCUCCCUGGCAGAGCCUAGAGUGUCCUAACCGCUUUGGAGAGCGAUAACUUGAGUUAAAGCACCUGUCUGUGCCUGGCCUCCAGCAGAUCUUGGUCCAGUGUGAGUCCGAACUCUCUCAUUGGCCUCUCCCCAGGUUAUGAGGAGGUUCCAUUACAAAGAGUGUUACCUCACUUUUCAAAUGACUGAGGCCAGCUGCCAGUACCACCCCUGGUCCUUCGGCCAAUUCUUUAUGAAGCCUGAACCAGGACCCAGGCAACCUAUCUCCCAGUCCACUGCUCCUUCCAAAGAGAUGGGGAAUGGGGCAGGUGACAUAGAUGGACCUCUAUGGAAGGGCCAGAAAGGCAGGGCUCCUGCUGCCACAGAGGCAGAGUAGAAUAGAAUAGUGGUUAGGAACAAGGACCGGGCCCACUGCCUGAGUUUGAACACUGUUCUGCACUUAACUUGGAAAAUCACUUCACCUGUCUGAACCUCAGUUUCCUUGUCUGUGAAACAAAUGAUGAUCAUACUUCAGAGCGUUCUGGAAGAUGAAAUGAGUGUAAAGUACUCAGAAGGGUGACUGGCAUGCAGUCAUCCCUCAAUAAGUAUUGACUAAAGUUGGUCCUCUUUCCCCAGACCCUUAUGGGCUGAGCGCUCUUAAUCUCCCCUCUACUUGACUCUGCAGGAGAAGAUGGGGAGCCCCGAGGAUGACCUGAUUGGGAUUCCAUUCCCGGACCACAGCAGUGAGCUCCUGAGCUGCCUCAAUGAGCAGCGCCAGCUGGGCCACCUAUGUGACCUCACCAUCCGGACGCAGGGCCUUGAAUACCGCACCCACAGGGCUGUGCUAGCUGCCUGUAGCCACUACUUCAAGAAGCUUUUCACUGAGGGCGGUGGCGGAGCUGUCAUGGGGGCUGGGGGCAGCGGGACGGCCGCUGGGGGAGCAGGGGCUGGCGUGUGUGAGCUGGACUUUGUAGGGCCAGAGGCACUAGGCGCCCUCCUUGAAUUUGCCUAUACAGCCACACUGACCACCAGCAGCGCCAACAUGCCAGCUGUGCUCCAGGCUGCCCGCCUGCUGGAGAUCCCGUGUGUCAUCGCUGCUUGCAUGGAGAUUCUGCAGGGCAGUGGGCUAGAAGCUCCCAGCCCAGACGAGGAUGACUGUGAGCGAGCCCGCCAGUAUCUGGAGGCCUUUGCCACAGCCACGGCCUCUGGAGUUCCCAAUGGUGAAGACAGUCCUCCACAGGUGCCCCUCCCACCACCUCCGCCACCGCCACCUCGGCCUGUUGCCCGCCGCAGCCGCAAGCCCCGGAAAGCUUUCCUGCAAACCAAGGGGGCCAGAGCAAACCACCUAGUCCCUGAGGUGCCCACAGUGCCCACCCAUCCCUUGACCUAUGAUGAGGAGGAGGUGGCAGGCAGAGUGGGCAGCAGUGGGGGCAGUGGGCUGGGGGACAGCUACAGCCCUCCCACAGGAACUGCCUCCCCUCCUGAGGGGCCCCAGAGCUACGAACCCUAUGAGGGUGAGGAAGAAGAAGAGGAGCUGGUAUAUCCCCCAGCCUAUGGGCUGGCACAGGGUGGCGGGCCCCCGCUGUCCCCAGAGGAGCUGGGCUCAGAUGAGGAUGCCAUCGAUCCUGACCUGAUGGCCUACCUAAGCUCCCUGCACCAGGACAACCUGGCACCAGGCCUGGACAGCCAAGACAAGCUGGUGCGCAAACGCCGCUCUCAGAUGCCUCAGGAGUGCCCUGUCUGCCACAAGAUCAUCCAUGGGGCAGGCAAACUGCCUCGCCACAUGAGGACCCACACAGGCGAGAAGCCCUUUGCCUGCGAGGUCUGCGGUGUUCGAUUCACCCGGAACGACAAGCUGAAGAUCCACAUGCGGAAGCACACGGGAGAGCGCCCCUACUCGUGCCCGCACUGCCCAGCCCGCUUCCUGCACAGCUACGACCUCAAGAACCACAUGCACCUGCACACGGGGGACCGGCCCUAUGAGUGCCACCUGUGCCACAAGGCUUUCGCCAAGGAGGACCACCUACAGCGCCACCUCAAAGGCCAGAACUGCCUGGAGGUGCGCACCCGACGGCGCCGCAAGGACGAUGCACCACCCCACUACCCGCCACCCUCUACCGCUGCUGCAUCCCCCGCUGGCCUCGACCUCUCCAAUGGCCACCUGGACACCUUCCGCCUCUCUCUAGCUCGAUUCUGGGAGCAGUCAGCCCCCACUGGGCCCCCAGUCUCUACCCCGGGGCCCCCUGAUGACGAUGAGGAGGAAGGGGCACCCACCACACCCCAGGCUGAAGGUGCCAUGGAGUCCUCUUAAAGAGGGACGAGGGCCAGACUGAAGCAGCACAAGGCCGGGGACACCCAUGCCAAGCAGUGGGAGCAUGCAGGACAGACACAGCAGGGGUCUAGGGCACGGAGCCUUGCUGGCAUCAGCACCAGCCCUUCCUCCCAGAGCCCUCAUUCCAAUUCCAAGCUAAGAAGGUAUUGGGGCAGAGACUCCCCAAAUUGGGGUGAUGCCCCAUGGAGUGAUACAUAUAUUGUGUAUAUAUUUACAGCUGUAUUGUAAAAGUGGGGUCCCUGUCCCCAGCUGCUCCUGGGGAGUAGAAGCAAUAAUGUAUUUCUGAUUUGUGGGUCCCACUUCGGCUAUGCGGGUUUCUAGGGGGUGGGGGCUUGGGACCAAAGCCUUGCCCCGCCCCUAUGCCCCUUGGGGGUUUUGGCUGUGUAAGGGGGUGAAGGACUGCCCCUCCCUUCCGAGACCCCUCCUUCCUGGUUUCUGUUCCUUUUUCCUGGCAGUGAAUUAUGCAAAGGGGGCCGGCAAAGGAAGGGUAGGUGGGGGAAAGCCAGGUGGAAGCUUGAAAGACUGGGGGACUGGGCCUGUAAGGAAGGAGCCAUCCCAGUCCCCCUCCGCCCUGCUCCCGGCGCUGAGUCAUGGGGUCGUGGAGAAGGGGGCGGGGUGGCCUGAUUGGCUCGCCCGCCCCUGGGGGCAGUGGAGGCUGCCCCGCCCAGCUAGGGGAGCCGCUCCGUUCCACUCCCCUCCCUGUCCCUCCCUCCCCGCGGCCCUGGGCAGGGAAUGUCUUGUUCCCGCCGCUCCCUCCCCGGGGCCAGAGGGCAGGGCGGGCCGGGCGGCGUCCUACCCUCUUCUCCUCCUCCCCAUCUCCUCCCCGCCCAGGUGCGAGCCGGAGCCGCCGCCACCGCUGCCGCCCCUGACUCACGCUGCCCCCGGGCUGGCGCAGCGAAGGGUGUGGGACAGGGUAAGGGGUUGGAAGAGCCUUGUGGAGAGCGGGCGAGCCGGCGCCAUCUGGCGGCCAUGCUCUGAGUGGGCGAGCGCCCCCCACGGCCACUGGAGCGAGCUGUCUUCACGCUCCUCAUCCACCCCAGCUGGUGAGCGGCGCCCCCUUGCCAAGGCAGUGGGCACAGAACUUCUCACUUGGCCGCAGGAAAAGGGGCUGCGGACCUGUGGGAAAGUGAUCCCCUUCCCAGAUCCUUGCCAGCCGGGCUUCCUGUCAGGCAGGGGAGAAUAAUCCCCUCACUCUUCUCUUAGGAUUGAAUCCACCCCCAUUCUGUACAUAGCCUCUUCUGUUGGUCUUGUUGAAAUCUAGUUUCAGAUUUUUAAUUACCCAAUUCUGCUGGGGGUGGGGGACACCCCCCCUUCCUCGCUGGGUGCUGGACCCCUUUUGCAGCCUGGGCUCUGCCUUGCACUAUUUCCCCUUCCUGGCCUGACGGCUCCUCCCCCUCCUUAAAAGGGGCAGGUUCAGGGGCCCGGUGCUCUUCCUCCCUUCCAUGCACCCCUAUGCCCAUUUGCACAGCUGCCCAGGUACCCCUAACAGUGGGGAGGGGUCACAGGGAGGGGGUAGCGGGACCAGUCCCUGUAUCUAUUUAAAAAGUGAUGAUGUAAUAUAUUGGGGUGGCGGGGAGAUCAGGUUGUCCUGGGCCUCAUCUUAGCAUUUCAGGUGAUGGGGGGAGCCCAGGGCUGGGGAGACCUGGGGCCCAGCCCCAGAGAGUGGGGACAAUGUGGCCUCCCUUCUCCCUACUUUCGGCUUUCCCAGUCAGUGCCUUAGGGGGAGAGGCACUCCCCCCCUCCUAUUCCGUUCCCCCCAUCCCAACUCCCCCACCUUGGGUGUAAGCGACAGGAAGAAAUAAUAAUAAUUUAAGAUUCA
Molecule: messenger RNA, 4492 nt
Organism: Nomascus leucogenys (northern white-cheeked gibbon)
Lineage: Eukaryota; Metazoa; Chordata; Mammalia; Primates; Hylobatidae
Gene: ZBTB7B
Product: zinc finger and BTB domain containing 7B
Exons: 6
Coding region: 1033-2652 (539 amino acids)
Biological process (GO): positive regulation of gene expression; regulation of transcription by RNA polymerase II
Molecular function (GO): protein binding; DNA-binding transcription factor activity, RNA polymerase II-specific; RNA polymerase II cis-regulatory region sequence-specific DNA binding
Source: RefSeq, a predicted model, not a curated record